AUGUUUCUUUGUUAUCCUCAUUUCCUUCCCUCUCUCGAAUCGACAUCACUAUAUCUACUUCGCUCUAACUUCUCAAAACCCCUCAACUUAAUCCCUCGAUCGACAUGGCAUCCAACGGAAACCUUUCCAUUCCCAUCGUCGACCUGUCGCCUUUUACGUCUGGCGAAGCAGGAGGCGACCUAGAGUCUCGCAAACGCGCAGCUGCGGCAGACCUGGCAGAGAAAUUACAAGUAAAUGGAUCUGUGGGCAUCAUCGGUCACGGAGUACCAGUCGUCCUGCUCCAGGAGGCCUUCAGAAUGGUUAAAACACUGUUCAAUCUGCCGUACGAGGACAAGAUGAAGGCGCCGCAUCCAGACGGCACGGUGCCGCAUCGAGGCUAUUCCGGCCUCGGUAGGGAGCAAGGCGCCGCCAAAACUGCUCUCGAGACGGACGAUGAGAUAGAGAAGGAUGCUUAUACGAGCGCGUCAGACUACAAGGAAAGCUAUGAAAUCGGCAGUGAAGAGAAUCGGAUACAGUACAACAUUUGGCUUCCUGAAGAUGUCUUUCCCGGUUUUCGCCACUUCACCAUCGAGUUGUUCUGGACUCUGAACAAGACGACAAACGCCAUUCUCGACGCUCUUAUCAUGAGUCUAAACUUAAGCGAGCAGGAAGCCAAUUCUGUGCGAGCACUACAUACUGGCCAUGACAACCAACUGCGAUUACUGCAUUAUCCGUCUAUAUCGGGCGAGAUGCUUGCCAAGGAGAAGGAUAUUGGCCGUCUCGGAGCACAUACCGAUUGGAGUACUUUUACUCUUCUCUUCCAGGAUACGCAUGGCGGGCUGGAAUUCCACGAUCGCCAGACGGACGAGUUUGCUCCAGCGACGCCUAAAGAAGGAGUGGUGUAUAUGAACAUUGGGGACAUGUUUCAACGGAUCUCCAAUGGUUUUUAUCCUUCGGCACGUCAUCGUGUGGUCAUCUCUGGGAAAGCCAAGGGCGAAGCAACGCCGGCACGCUACUCAAUUCCAUACUUUCUCGUACCACAGCCAGAUGGAGUCAUAGAGCCUCAGCCGUCUCUGGUGGUGGCUCAUGGGAAGCAGGUCUACAAGCCCGUGACGUUCAAUUCCUAUUCUGAGGAAAUGUUUCGGGCCACGCAGGUUCGUGAGUAGAUAGAUGCUUUGUCUUACGGGCAAUUCGAAUCGGUUUGGUGAUGAUAGAUGUUGAGAAUCAUAAGAAUU
Molecule: messenger RNA, 1214 nt
Organism: Talaromyces proteolyticus
Lineage: Eukaryota; Fungi; Ascomycota; Eurotiomycetes; Eurotiales; Trichocomaceae
Product: putative leucoanthocyanidin dioxygenase
Exons: 4
Coding region: 105-1145 (346 amino acids)
Molecular function (GO): dioxygenase activity
Source: RefSeq, a predicted model, not a curated record